Messenger RNA from Anneissia japonica, 3769 nucleotides. Its product is annotated as ovochymase-1-like. Gene Ontology annotation, cellular component: extracellular region. Gene Ontology annotation, molecular function: protein binding; serine-type endopeptidase activity. NCBI's taxonomy places the organism in Eukaryota, Metazoa, Echinodermata, Crinoidea, Comatulida, Comatulidae. Gene Ontology annotation, biological process: complement activation; acrosome reaction; proteolysis. The transcript is spliced from 11 exons. The record is from RefSeq and is a predicted model, not a curated record. Bases 105 to 1817 code for a protein of 570 amino acids.
GGCCUACGAUAUGUUCCUGCGUCAGGAGUGUUCAAUAUAUAAAACAACAUAUUUACAAUCCGCGAAGCUGACCACUGGCUUAAUAUUGUUGACUAUUAUUAAUAAUGGAUUGGGUGUCAUUAACUGUUUUCUUAUUUGUUGUACAAUUUUGCAAUUCAUCCACGCCGUCAGGAUGUGGUGGCCCCCAGCAUCUUUUGCACCCUGUCGGCAGUAUAUCAUCUAUGAACUUUGGUGAUCCGUCCUGGCCUUUCUAUGAACCUGAUGCUAUGUGCUCGUGGAUACUGGAAGCGCCAGUCGGUUAUUUGAUCGAGGUGGAGUUCGAGUAUCUGGAUGUUGGCAUUCUAGACGCAGGUUCUUGUGGUUAUGAUGCCGUUUACAUCUUUGACAGUGAUGUCCCAAUGGGGAAACCAACUGAGAUGGUUUGUGGACAGACGGUACCAUCAUCCCCUUUCAGUUCCACGACCAAUCACGUGUUUAUUGGAUUUGCUUCAGACUCUAAAGGUCAAGGACUAGGUUUCAAAGCAACCUAUCGACAUAUUGUUGCACCAUCGCCGACUCCUCCUGUGAAAGCUGCAUCAGGAUGUGGUGAUCUGAAGUACCGUGUGGACACUCAUGGUACAAUAGCAUCUAUGAACUACGAUGGGCAAACACCAUACGACCCGGAUGCUGAAUGUACCUGGAUUAUAACAGCACCACGUGACAAGCUCAUUUUGUUGACGUUUAAACAUCUAGACUUAGAAGAGGCCAACUGCCAGCGUGAUGUCAUAUUUGUUUUCGAUGGUUCCAUUGAAAACGACACAUCGUCAGCAAUCAUCGGUAAAUUCUGUGGCUCGAAUCUCCCGUAUCCGUUGUUAUCAUCUUCAAAUUUACUGACACUGGUUUUUUUGAGUAGUUCAUCCGUUCAAAAAACUGGAUUUGAAAUAGAAUAUAACGUCACUCAACCAGCUACUUGUUCACAAGGUGCCUACAAGUGUCUUGAUAAAUCAUGUAUUACUGAUAGCAAACUGUGUAAUGGCAAAGUUGACUGUGCUGACGGAAGUGAUGAGUCCGGUUGUUCAGGAAACAGUGUUGACUGUGGAACACCAGUGGUUACCAAAGGACAGAUUGUUGGCGGCACCAAAGCAAAGCCAGGAGCAUGGCCGUGGCAGGUUCAAAUAACGAAGUUAUCCGGUGGUCAUAUCUGUGGAGGAUCAUUGUUAAAUCGACGCUGGGUUCUUUCGGCAGCUCACUGCUUCGCAGCUGAACCUUAUGCAUCAUCGUACAAAUUACACCUCGGUAGUUACAAUAAAUACAGUGAAGAUCUUACUGAACAAGUUCAUCAAGUGGAUUCUAUUAUUAUACACGAUCAGUAUAACAUCGGUUAUGUCUACGACUUUGACAUUGCUUUGGUUAAGUUGAAAAAACAAGUUCAAUUAACGGACUACGUUCGACCUGUUUGCUUACCCGAUGGCAGUGACGUUUACAUGCCGGGGACUGUAUGUUAUGUAACAGGAUGGGGCGAAACGAAAGGAACGGGAUUCGAAACUGUUUUGAAAGAAGCAGGAGUACUACUGAUACAAGACCAACUGUGCAACAGUACAGACUACUACAAUGGAGACAUUUCACCACGCAUGAUGUGUGCUGGCGACGAUGGCGAAGACACUUGUAUGGGUGAUAGCGGAGGCCCAUUAGUGUGUCACAGUGAUGGGGGUGCAUGGGAUCUCGUUGGCAUAACAAGUUGGGGAACAGGCUGUGCAGAUGCAUUUAAACCUGGCGUUUACACCAAAACAUCCCACUUCCUAGAUUGGAUAAAGAACAAAAUAAAUGAAAAUAUGUAAUUACAACUCACAGUUAAAGCAUAGUUACAACUUCUAUUUAAAGUGUAAUAAUUAUAGUACAGUAAUAAUAAUAUUAAUUUAAAAAAAAUUAUGAUGAUUAAGUCAUAAUGUGAUCAUUAUUCACCUUGAUUUUGAAUGUAUUAUCUUGAAAGUACCAAUAUGUUGAAGAAAUAAUCAAAAAUAUUUCAGGAAAAUGUUGUCUAUUAUACUUAAAUUACUUGUGUAUUAAGGUAUAAGGGAUUCAGUUCUGCUUUUUAAAAAACGGUCCUAGUGAGUUGAAUGAGAUAGAUGAUAGUGGAGGAAGAGGUAGGGAGCAAUGCCUCUCCAUUGGAUAGAGAAAACCCACAAAUUGCCGGCCGAAGAAGAAACAAAUCUAGUUUGUAUAACUAAAAUCGAUUAAACCAGCCUUUCAAUUCCCUAAAUCCCCGGUAUUCAACCCCCAGCUCUCCAAAAUAUUUUGAUGUGGCCCGCGCAAAUUUGCAUUUUUUUCGGCCAAUAUUCAGUACUUGUAAAAACAAAGGGUGCUGAAGAGAGUGUCUUGACCACGUCAACAUCACCAUGGUUGGCGCUGCGGUACGAAUAUUUUCAGUAUUUUGUACAUCUGGAUGCCGGGAAAUGGAACUUAAAUUACAUUUUUAAAUUAUUUUUUCAUUAUUCAAUCAUCUAUAUUACAGUAUCCUAAAACAAUCAAAAAGAAAAGUUAAGUCGAGUUAUAUUGGGAUUUUUCAUCAGAAAUAUAAAGUUUGUAUUGGUCACUUGCAUAUAAUGUAAGAUUAAGCUAAAUGAUCGUCACAAAGUGGGACCCAGAAAUUGUAUAUAAUGGGGGAGGGGGGUUGUUUCAGGGAAGAUCGUUUCACAGAUGGAGAGUCUAGAUUAAAUUUAUGAUUAUGGCACUUCUAGAUGGCCGGAAAUUGCACCAUAAGACUUAAAAUUUGAAUAUAAUUUGUUUUCUUGAAUUUUUGAAAAUUUAGGAGGGGGUGCUGGGCCCCCUUCGAAUCCGCCACUGCACAAUUGUAAUUUCCGGAAAAUUAAAAACAAAAUAAAAACCAUAAAAUACUUGCUGAGUUAAUAAGCCAUAGAUUGUACUUCAGUCUAAAAGUAUUAAAAUAACUAAUUAAUUUUUGAGUAUUUUAAUUAGUGAGAAACUUUUUUCGUUCCAAUUUGGAUUAAAAGAUAACGUACUAAAUCUAGAAAAUACGAAUCAAGCAAUUAAAGUGUUGAUAAAUAUUGUUGAUUUUUUUUUUAGCUUUAUCAAGGGAUUAGCCCAUUUUCUGUUUGAUAGGAAAUAAAUAUAAAAGGUAAAAACUCUGAAAGACUUGUUGAGUUAAUUCAAUAUCAAUUUAUAAAAAAAAAUACCCCCAGGCUGGGGAAGGUAAAAUAUAUAAAAUACAAAUUAUAAUGAUAUAAUAAAAUGUACUAAUUAUCUAAUUAUAUAUAGAAGUAAAGUAUUAUUAUCCACAUAACAAUUUACCUUAUUAUCCAAAAGGAAUACAUUACAAAGACGCCUGCAAGCGAUUUUUUUAACUGGUGGCUGGUCUUAAUAAUAUCUAUCUAUGUUUAUAACAUUUUGGAAUAUAAUAAUAUUCGAUUUUUUUGAAGCAUUGACUAACUUUCAGUUGUUUUGAAUGUAUGCUAUUUUCCUUUGAUAUUAUUACAACUCUAAAUGCGCUCAUAUUCACAAGGGUUUGUAUCACUGCUUGUAUUUCUUGAUUUUCUUUAUUUAUUUACGAUAUAUCUAAAAACCAUUAUGCUAUUACGGUGCCAAACACAUUAAAUUUUAAAACACACCUCCAUUGUUCCAGUUAGACCUUAGCUACUAUUGCUAACUAUAGGGAUUUACAGUACUUCUUUGUUUCUGUAAUUAAACAGGUUAUUUUUUUAUCAUAUAUAUUUAGCUUGAUAUUCCAAUUAUAUCUAUUUGAUGUCCAUGAAUAUUAGUAUCUUGUGAACCA